Apiotrichum porosum is the source of this 885-nucleotide messenger RNA. RefSeq names its product atp3 gamma subunit of the F1 sector of mitochondrial F1F0 ATP synthase (gene ATP3). Gene Ontology annotation, biological process: proton motive force-driven ATP synthesis. Bases 1 to 885 code for a protein of 294 amino acids. The record is from RefSeq and is a predicted model, not a curated record. NCBI's taxonomy places the organism in Eukaryota, Fungi, Basidiomycota, Tremellomycetes, Trichosporonales, Trichosporonaceae. Gene Ontology annotation, molecular function: proton-transporting ATP synthase activity, rotational mechanism. The transcript is spliced from 4 exons.
AUGUUCGCCCGCGCCGCCCGUCCGGCCCUCACCGUCGCCCGCUCUGCUCCCAUCAAGCAGCAGCAGGCCGGCAUGGCCACUCUCAAGGAGAUUGACCAGCGCCUCAAGUCGGUCAGGAACAUUGAGAAGAUCACCAAGUCGAUGAAGGUCGUCGCCUCGACCAAGCUUACCCGUGCUGAGCGUGCCAUGCGUGAGGCCAAGAAGUACGGCACCGCCUCGAACGAGCUCUUCAACGAGACCAAGGCCGAGGAGAACGUCGACGCCAAGGCCGAGAAGAAGAUCCUCUACCUCGCCAUGUCGUCGGACGGUGGUCUUUGCGGUGGUAUCCACUCGUCGGUCACCCGUGCUGUCAAGAAGCAGCUCCUCGAGCAGCCCGGCAAGAUUGCCAUUGUUGGUGACAAGCCCAAGGCCCAGAUCUCGCGUAUCGCUGCCGACUCGAUCGUUGUCUCGUUCUCUGCUAUCGGCAAGGACGUCCCCACCUUCGCCGAGGCCUCGGCCGUUGCCGACGAGCUCGUCAAGGCCGACGCCGAGUGGGACGAGGUCAAGAUCAUCUCGAACCACUACCUCUCGGCUAUCGCCUACGAGGCCCGUGAGACCACCGUCGUCUCGGCCGCUGCCCUUUCGGAGGCUGCCGGCUUCCAGGCCUACGAGAUGGAGGAGGAUGUCUCCAAGGACCUUGCCGAGUUCUCGCUCGCCAACGCCAUCUACGCUCUCCUCGUCGAGGGCCACGCUGCCGAGAUCUCGGCCCGUCGUACCGCCAUGGAGAACGCCUCGAACAACGCCAACGACAUGAUGGCGUCGCUCCAGCUCCAGUUCAACCGUGGUCGCCAGGCCGUCAUUACCAACGAGCUCAUCGACAUUAUCACCGGUGCCUCGGCCCUCUAA